UUAUUUAUAAAUUUUAUCAUUGAACAUUCAAACAAGACUAGAUGAACAUUAACAGUUACAGAUAUUUACAGCACAAUAUUGUAAAAAUGGUCAAUUUAAAGGGUCACGGUUAACAAAAUAACAAUUAAAAUUAAACAAUAACAUAAUUUUAGAGAAAACAUUUUUUGGAAAAUAUGAAAAUCUAUUUUAAGAUAAUUUUUCGUGAGAUUAGCCACAGUUACACCAAAUAAGUCUUUCCUCGCUUGUUUCCUCGCUUGUCUAACUCAUUGAUAUAAUCUUUCGCUUCUCCAUAAUACAAUACCUUUAUCGUCAGCUUAAAUUGCUCUUUCUCCAACUUCUUGCGUUCAUUUUCAUCUUUCUCGAACAUUAGCCUUUCUUCUGGUGAAGUGAGAUAAAAUAAUAUUCAUUUCCAGUUCCCUGAGCCCUUUUAUUUACAGACAUUUACUCCUAGUAUGAUGAUGAUCAUGUUAAGGGUGGAAAGUAAAGACGAGAAGAUCCUCCUCUCUUCUUUCUUUCUCCUCUCUUUCAGAUUUUCGUUCUUUUGCCUGUACAGAAUCUCAGAUGAUUGUGAUUCACCAAAAAAUCACAUGGAACCAGUAAAACUUUUUUGUCUUAUUUUUUAGCAACUUUUACAUUUAAUCAUUUCUUUUAUAAUUUGUUCACUUGCUUUUCCCUGAAUUUGAGGUUUCUUGCAGUUGCCAUCGUUUACUUCAGCUUUUGAAACGUUUCUCAUCAUCACAAUGGGUUAAUUCACUUGAGUUGACCAAAUCAUUUACAAUUAUUAAUAUAUCUUCUUGGAUUGUUUGCUUUCAAUACGAUUCUUAAUGCGUCAACAUUGUUUUCAAUUCUUUGCAAAAUGAUCGCCCAAUCUCUUUACCAAUCAGCUAACCUAUAAUGAGAGCAGUCUGGUUUCAGGGUGCAACACAUAAUUAUGCUGGACUUAUUUAUUGGUUUGAAAAGGGUAACCAAACGACGAACUGUUCACAUUGAUAAUGCCAUCUUUCGAUUACACUGGCUUUUUACUUCAGUUAUAUUGAUUGCUUUUAGCAUCCUUUUAUCUGGUCGUCAAUAUGUUGGUGAACCAAUCCAUUGUAUGGAAACCAAUAAUUUACCCAAAACAAUGAUAAACACCUAUUGCUGGAUCCAAUCAACUUUCAUCAUUCCUGAGCCAAAACAGACAGCAAAGCAAGUUUCUUCGGCACCAACAACUUCCUAUUUAUCUAUAAACCAGCGAGCAAGCUAUGGUGAAACGGCUCACCCCUGGAUCCGAAAUUCGCAGGGUUACACUGGUAACCGAAAAUGGCAAACCUAUUACCAGUGGGUAACUUUUACACUCUUCUUCCAAGGUCUCCUCUUUUACUUUCCAUAUUACCUGUGGAAAUUGUGGGAAGGUGGGUUAAUUAAAACCAUCUCUCUUGGUAUGCAGAUUGCAUUAAUCACAGAUGAAGAAAAGGGCCACAAGCGGAAAAUCAUUUUAGACUAUUUUUACCGACAUUUUGGUCAUCACCGGCUGUAUGCAUGUAAAUAUUUCUUUUGUGAAGCUUUGUGCCUAGCCAAUGUCAUCUGCCAGUUGUAUUUCACUGAUUGGUUUUUCGACGGUGAAUUUAUCGACUAUGGACCACUUACUGUGUCUUAUAUACUUUCAGAGAAUCGGACUUCCCUGGUUAAUCCAAUGAUUCGAAUGUUCCCCCGGAUGACCAAGUGCCGCUUCCAAAAGUAUGGUGAUUCUGGGGACAUAUCCACUUAUGAUAUUCUGUGUAUGUUGCCAUUGAAUGUGGUUAACGAGAAGAUUUACCUUUUCCUUUGGUUCUGGUACUCCAUACUAUUAAUCUUGACUGUUUUGUUAAUCCUCUUUCGACUCUUCAUUGUCAUCUGUUUUUCUCUUCGUCCAUAUUUUCUCAAAUCUCGAUGUCGACUAUCAAAGACAAAAUGCCUUCGACUAAUUUGUGCCAGAGGAAAUAUUGGUGAUUGGUUUUUGAUGUACAUGUUGGCAAACAAUCUGGAUCCAUUGUUAAUAAGAGAGAUCACUGAUGGUCUUGGCAAAAAAUUAGAAAGAGACGCAAACGGCUCAAAAAACCACAUAGCGAUGCAAGCGGUUCAAAAAAUCACAUAAAUGUACUACAAGUGAUUCAGUUACAGUUGAAUUUCUAUUGAAAUAUAAAUGGAGUGAUCAUAACACGGUGCAACACAUUAGUUGUAAAAUAUAAACAAAACAAUCAUCAAGCUUUACUAUAUUUACUUCACUUGUACUAAUAUAACACAAAAGUGCUUCCAUUCUCCAAUAUUUCGCCGGUUGAUAAUACACCAUGGUUUAUGUUAAUACAACCAAAAUGCUGAAAAAGACCAUUUAAUCACAGUUGGCAAAAUUCAUAAAAACGUUUGAAUAUCACUUGCUUCAAAAUAAAUAAUUCAAGAAGCGAGGGAAAAGGAAACGGUUCACUGGGUUGUAAUAAGACUGUUUAUCAACAAUCCAAUAAUUUUAAUUUGUACCAAUCACGACGGUUCAAUAGGACGCUUAAAUGGAUUUAAGUACGGAUUGAAAUUUUUAGAGGCCGCUUGGUCACAAAAAAACUUUAAUUGUCUUCAUGAUAUUGAUCUAUUUAGCUGAUCCAUUAAUAGAUGAAAGUUGGAUAACAUCGAUUGUUUUUAAAAGAUGAAAUCAACUUGUACAAUCUUUUGAUAUUCUUUUUUUGUAUGAAUGUAAUCAAUUAAAUCUUACGCUUGAAAA
Tetranychus urticae (two-spotted spider mite) is the source of this 2728-nucleotide messenger RNA. Its product is annotated as innexin inx1-like. Gene Ontology annotation, molecular function: gap junction channel activity. NCBI's taxonomy places the organism in Eukaryota, Metazoa, Arthropoda, Arachnida, Trombidiformes, Tetranychidae. Gene Ontology annotation, cellular component: gap junction; plasma membrane. The record is from RefSeq and is a predicted model, not a curated record.